GCCGCCGCUGAGCAGCCUCGCCUUCGCCUCCCGCGUUUCCUGCCGUCCGCCCUCCCCAGGCCCGGCUCCAGGGGCUGCCGCCUAGCAGCUCCCUGCGGGAGAGCGGUUCAGAGCGCGCACGGGGGAGGGCGGAGGCGGCCCGGUGCGGGGCGGCAGCGCUGGAGAGAGGCGCGCGCGGAGACGCCGGCCCCCCUCUCCGCGUUUGCUCGCUUGCUCCCCGCCUCCCGCACUCCGCUCGCUCCCACCCCUUCCCGGCGUGAUUGAUCCGUCACGGGCGCCGCCGCUGCCGCCGCCGCCGCGGCCGUUCUGAGCGGAGCCAGAACCCGAGCCCGAGACGGAGCCGGGGCCCGGGCCGGCGCCAUUGCGCGGGCGCCGCGGGAAGAGCUUGGCGCGGGGCGGCGGGCCGGGCCAGGCCAUGCGGGCCGAGUGAGCCGGCGCCCGCAGCCCGCGGCGCGGCAUGGCUUCCCCGCGGAGCUCCGGGCCGCCCGGGCCGCCGCCGCCGCCGCCACCGCCGCCCGCGCGCCUGCUGCUGCUACUGCUGCUGCCGCUGCUGCUGCCUCUGGCGCCCGGGGCCUGGGGCUGGGCGCGGGGCGCCCCACGGCCGCCGCCCAGCAGCCCGCCGCUCUCCAUCAUGGGCCUCAUGCCGCUCACCAAGGAGGUGGCCAAGGGCAGCAUCGGGCGCGGUGUGCUCCCCGCCGUGGAACUGGCCAUCGAGCAGAUCCGCAACGAGUCACUCCUGCGCCCGUACUUCCUCGACCUGCGGCUCUAUGACACCGAGUGCGACAAUGCGAAAGGGUUGAAAGCCUUCUAUGAUGCAAUAAAAUACGGGCCGAACCACUUGAUGGUGUUUGGAGGUGUCUGUCCAUCCGUCACAUCCAUCAUUGCAGAGUCCCUCCAAGGCUGGAAUCUGGUGCAGCUUUCUUUUGCUGCAACCACGCCUGUUCUAGCCGAUAAGAAAAAAUACCCUUAUUUCUUUCGGACCGUCCCAUCAGACAACGCGGUGAAUCCAGCCAUUCUGAAGUUGCUCAAGCACUACCAGUGGAAGCGCGUGGGCACGCUGACGCAAGACGUUCAGAGGUUCUCUGAGGUGCGGAACGACCUGACUGGCGUUCUGUAUGGCGAGGACAUUGAGAUUUCAGACACCGAGAGCUUCUCCAAUGAUCCCUGUACCAGUGUCAAAAAGCUGAAGGGGAAUGAUGUGCGGAUCAUCCUUGGCCAGUUUGACCAGAAUAUGGCAGCAAAAGUAUUCUGUUGUGCAUAUGAGGAGAACAUGUAUGGUAGUAAAUACCAGUGGAUCAUCCCGGGCUGGUACGAGCCUUCUUGGUGGGAGCAGGUGCACACGGAAGCCAACUCAUCCCGCUGCCUCCGGAAGAAUCUGCUUGCUGCCAUGGAGGGCUACAUUGGCGUGGAUUUCGAGCCCCUGAGCUCCAAGCAGAUCAAGACCAUCUCAGGAAAGACUCCACAGCAGUAUGAGAGAGAGUACAACAACAAGCGGUCAGGCGUGGGGCCCAGCAAGUUCCAUGGGUAUGCCUACGAUGGCAUCUGGGUCAUCGCCAAGACGCUGCAGAGGGCCAUGGAGACACUGCAUGCCAGCAGCCGGCACCAGCGGAUCCAGGACUUCAACUACACGGACCACACGCUGGGCAGGAUCAUCCUCAAUGCCAUGAACGAGACCAACUUCUUCGGGGUCACGGGUCAAGUUGUGUUCCGGAACGGGGAGAGAAUGGGAACCAUUAAAUUUACUCAAUUUCAAGACAGCAGGGAGGUGAAGGUGGGAGAGUACAACGCUGUGGCCGACACACUGGAGAUCAUCAAUGACACCAUCAGGUUCCAAGGAUCCGAACCACCAAAAGACAAGACCAUCAUCCUGGAGCAGCUGCGGAAGAUCUCCCUACCUCUCUACAGCAUCCUCUCUGCCCUCACCAUCCUCGGGAUGAUCAUGGCCAGUGCUUUUCUCUUCUUCAACAUCAAGAACCGGAAUCAGAAGCUGAUAAAGAUGUCAAGUCCGUACAUGAACAACCUUAUCAUCCUUGGAGGGAUGCUCUCCUAUGCGUCCAUAUUUCUCUUUGGCCUGGAUGGAUCCUUUGUCUCUGAAAAGACUUUUGAAACACUUUGCACCGUCAGGACCUGGAUUCUCACCGUGGGCUACACAACCGCUUUUGGGGCCAUGUUUGCAAAGACCUGGAGAGUCCACGCCAUCUUCAAAAAUGUGAAAAUGAAGAAGAAGAUCAUCAAGGACCAGAAACUGCUUGUGAUUGUGGGCGGCAUGCUGCUGAUUGACCUGUGUAUCCUGAUCUGCUGGCAGGCCGUGGACCCCCUGCGGAGGACAGUGGAGAAGUACAGCAUGGAGCCUGACCCAGCAGGACGGGAUAUCUCCAUCCGCCCUCUCCUGGAGCACUGUGAGAACACCCACAUGACCAUCUGGCUUGGCAUCGUCUAUGCCUACAAGGGACUUCUCAUGUUGUUCGGUUGUUUCUUAGCUUGGGAGACCCGCAACGUCAGCAUCCCUGCACUCAACGACAGCAAGUACAUUGGGAUGAGCGUCUACAACGUGGGGAUCAUGUGCAUCAUCGGGGCCGCUGUCUCCUUCCUUACCCGGGACCAGCCCAACGUGCAGUUCUGCAUCGUGGCUCUGGUCAUCAUCUUCUGCAGCACCAUCACCCUCUGCCUGGUGUUUGUGCCGAAGCUCAUCACCCUGCGAACAAACCCAGAUGCAGCAACGCAGAACAGGCGAUUCCAGUUCACUCAGAAUCAGAAGAAAGAAGAUUCUAAAACGUCCACCUCGGUCACCAGUGUGAACCAAGCCAGCACAUCCCGCCUGGAGGGCCUACAGUCAGAAAACCAUCGCCUGCGAAUGAAGAUCACAGAGCUGGAUAAAGAUUUGGAAGAGGUCACCAUGCAGCUGCAGGACACACCAGAAAAGACCACCUACAUUAAACAGAACCACUACCAAGAGCUCAAUGACAUCCUCAACCUGGGAAACUUCACUGAGAGCACAGAUGGAGGAAAGGCCAUUUUAAAAAAUCACCUCGAUCAAAAUCCCCAGCUACAGUGGAACACAACAGAGCCCUCUCGAACAUGCAAAGAUCCCAUAGAAGAUAUAAACUCUCCAGAACACAUCCAGCGUCGGCUGUCCCUCCAGCUCCCCAUCCUCCACCACGCCUACCUCCCAUCCAUCGGAGGCGUGGACGCCAGCUGUGUCAGCCCCUGUGUCAGCCCCACCGCCAGCCCCCGCCACAGACAUGUGCCACCCUCCUUCCGAGUCAUGGUCUCGGGCCUGUAAGGGUGGGAGGCCUGGGCCCGGGGCCUCCCCCGUGACAGAACCACACUGGGCAGAGGCGUCUGCUGCAAAAACACUGUCGGCUCUGGCUGCGGAGAAGCUGGGCACCAUGGCUGGCCUCUCAGGACCACUCGGAUGGCACUCAGGUGGACAGGACGGGGCAGGGGGAGACUUGGCACCUGACCUCGAGCCUUAUUUGUGAAGUUCUUAUUUCUUCACAAAGAAGAGGAACAGAAAUGGGGCUUCUUCCUUAACAUCUGCAAGCAAGGAGGAGCUGGGAUAUCAAACUUGCAAAAAAAAAAAAAAAAUCUAGACAAGGAGAGAGGCGCUAGAACUCCAGCUGGAAGUCACGGAGUGACUCAAGCAGCCUUGGGAGGAGGCAAGGGGCUUCUGAAGAAACCACCUCUGCACUCUGCACACACAUCACUGGCUGUGACCCCUCAGGCUAGCCCUUCUCCACUCUGGGGGAGGAGGUGGGAAGGGCCACCAGGCCCCCAGCUGCCAGGCCAGCCGACCCCAGCCUUCCUGGAACAGGGAGUCUGCAGGAGCGCAGACAGGCACAGCCCUGGGGUAGGCAGGCAGAGCACUGGGGCACCGCAGCAGGCUGACUUACAUGCUCCUGAUGGGACCUGUGUCACCCAAUGAGAUGUUUGUUACUCUGGUAAAUGCCACACGUUAACACAAUAAAACCCAUUCCGGGGACCGUGGGGAUUUAGGGCACGUCACUGCAGACACGCUCUGCAGCAUUCACCGACAGUCUGUCAUGCACCCACCACGUUGGCCAUGUCCUUGUGUUCCUAUCGAGUGCUCCCAGUAACCAGGGGGACCACCCGAGCUAAUCAUGGAAUGUCCGUUCCCAGCAAACACGAUAAAGAAAGAUUGUGCACUUUAACCUCUCUCAUCAGGGCCCAAGGGCUGGCUGGGAUUUUUUUUUCCCACUAACUUUGUUUCUGACCAAAGUGAAUCGGAGGCAUUCUGCUAAAAGACAUCCCUGUAGACACAGGGGAGAGAGUUGCUGGCUGAGGGCUUCCCUUGGCUUCCAGAAGGCAGCCUUCCAUCCAGACAAGCCAGUGAGCUCUCCCCUUGGGAUCACCGGGGUGAUCCGUCAGCAGAUUGAUUCUCAUUCAUAAGAUCAUUCUUCCCUUUUAAUUGAGCCCCUAAGAGCACUGGCCUGGGAGUCAGACAGACCUGGGUUCAAGUCCUCAGUCCCCUGCCCACUCCCUGCGUGACCUUGAUCAGGUCACUAGUGUCUCUCUGAGCCUCAGUUUCCCCUCUGUAACUUGGGGUUGAAAUAACACCUGUCCUGCCUACCUCACAAGGUCACUCUGAGGAUUGAAACUUGAUCUUGUCCAGGAAAGCUUUGUACCAAACAGUGAAGCCGCCCUGACCCGUGAGGUAUGAGUAUGACUCUGACCUUCAGCCCUCCCUACAGCCGGGGCUGUGGCCCAGAGAAGCUUCCCGCACAGCCCUCUACCCAGAACAUCAGGGCUGGAGGGAAGCUCCCAGUGACUUUUCUGACAUUCCUAGACAGGUUCAUUCUUUGCUCAAGAAAGGCCCGAAUGACAGCGUCCAGGAUGUCUGCACAACUGAGCAGCUCGCUCACUCCCUAAAGAAACCUAUUGGCAGCUUCAACAGGCAGGCAAUAAUCUCUUCCCAGAACCACUGCAGUCAGGAAUAAACUGUUUUCUCCACCAGGCUUUGACAAAAGGGCCCACAGGAAUCUUACCAUCGCCAACAUUUCAAAGCACCCUAUUUCACGUAGCAUAGCUUUCUGCUCCCCUUCCCCAAAGAGAGGUUAUGGAGGUACUGUAGCUUUUAGGGAAAAAAAAAAAUGUUAACACAUCACAGGUCAAGUUGAAGUCAUUCUCUGUUUAGGCACUAAAAAUCGGUGUUGUCACUCACUGUGUAUUACCAGUAUUUACUUGCUUUCUUGAUUUCACCAAAACCAAAUUUAAUUUAAAGGACCACAUUAAUUUUUCAAAGGGAAAGAGACAAUUAAUUGUACAUAAUGUAUACACACACACACACACAAAAAAAAAAAAUACCUGUAGAAAUAUUAUUCCAGCAUAGCAGGAAAACAAACAAACAAAAGUAUUGGACUGUCGGAGGUGAGCCUGUGCGUCUGUAACCCUUUGUGACUCCUAAGCGUGCGCCGUCUUCUAGGUUAACUCACGAAGUACAUUCUCUGUCUUACUGAUACUGUAGGUUCACCCUUUUUUUUUAAUUUCCUCGCAAAUAACAAGACCCACAGAAGUGACUCUAGCUAUUUAAUGGUUCUGUUCUUUUAUAUGCAACAAACACACCGUCCAUUUCUGAAGAGGCUUCGGCCUGAAGGCAUUUUCCAAUGAUGUUAGUGCACAAACGCUUUAAAUUAGACUGGAACUGCCAGAAUCAAAUGUAAAUGAGGAAUUUCUCGUACCCCUACUGCAUGGUAUCGAUUUUUAAUAAAUUGUUGCAAAUUUGUUUUUAUGAAUAAAAGGAAAAAACCUGUCGUCUUUAA
Molecule: messenger RNA, 5780 nt
Organism: Macaca mulatta (Rhesus monkey)
Lineage: Eukaryota; Metazoa; Chordata; Mammalia; Primates; Cercopithecidae
Gene: GABBR2
Product: gamma-aminobutyric acid type B receptor subunit 2
Biological process (GO): gamma-aminobutyric acid signaling pathway; G protein-coupled receptor signaling pathway
Cellular component (GO): membrane; G protein-coupled receptor heterodimeric complex
Molecular function (GO): G protein-coupled GABA receptor activity
Source: RefSeq, a predicted model, not a curated record